AUGGAGCCGCGGGAGUCGUGGGCGGCCUUGGCGGCUGGUGGAGUUGCUGGUGUCUGCGUUGACUUGAUCCUUUUUCCCCUGGAUACUGUGAAAACCAGGCUGCAGAGUCCCCAGGGAUUUCGGAAGGCUGGUGGCUUUCGUGGCAUCUAUGCUGGUGUUCCUUCCACUGCUAUAGGAUCCUUUCCAAAUGCGGCUGCUUUUUUUGUCACCUAUGAAUAUGUUAAGUCUGUGCUGCACCGUGGCUCUGCAUCAUACUUGUCUCCUGUAACGCACAUGGUGGCUGCCUCCUUUGGAGAAGUG
Messenger RNA from Tinamus guttatus (white-throated tinamou), 300 nucleotides. The record is from RefSeq and is a predicted model, not a curated record. NCBI's taxonomy places the organism in Eukaryota, Metazoa, Chordata, Aves, Tinamiformes, Tinamidae.